Messenger RNA from Bombus pyrosoma, 1310 nucleotides. RefSeq lists its product as uncharacterized. The transcript has 2 exons. The record is from RefSeq and is a predicted model, not a curated record. NCBI's taxonomy places the organism in Eukaryota, Metazoa, Arthropoda, Insecta, Hymenoptera, Apidae. The coding region runs from base 77 to 1168 and encodes 363 amino acids.
GAUAUACACUUGGCAAAUCAGAUUUUCAAGAUCUAACAAAAAAUUCAAGAAAACGAGGAAAUGAAGACCGAUAAAUAUGAAGACUCAGAAGUGUUGCACUCACUGUUCGGGAAAAUUAACCAGUUGGGAAAACGAGUCCCACGCAUGUUGCCAGCCACGAUACGUUUCGGGAAAUUUAAGAAUAUCUUCAUUGAACAAGAAUGUGUUAAACGCUUCCAGAAAAAGAUGCGUUAAGGAAGAUCUUCCAGAACCACUGCCAGAGAACCGAUUAGCCUGUUACGAUCAAUUUGCUAUAGCGAAGAAGCUUCAUGCAGAGAAUUUGGAACACCAACCCCUUCCUGAUAAAGUCAACGACUCCGUUUUCAAAGAUGUAAAACCAGAAGAAUGUUGUAAUGGAAUCUCGUCGAAGAAAUGCUGUAAAUGUUGUAAGCAUGAAAUCGAAGAUCGUUUCAUGAGCUUGACUAAGCAUUAUGGACCAGUUUUAGGCUGCAAGGAGCCCAAGACGAAGAUGGAUCUAGCUAUUUGUUGGGAAACUCCAAUAAAUCCAGUUUAUGAACCACCUAGAUCUACUCAUAUCGAUGGCUCAGAAGGUGGACUCGCGCCAGCUAUAUUUUCUCUUGUCCAACAUACUUCUAGACCCACCGCUCAUUCUAGAAUUUCGAGAAACGAAAAAGGUUGUACUUGCUGUCGAUAUCAUUGUAAAGUAGAGGGAGAUUCAAAUUGCUCAAAAAACGGAAAUAAAAAAGGGGAUUAUAAAAGUGUGAAAUACUGCAGUGAUAGUCUUUGUAAUGACUUGAACGGAAUAAAAAUUUCAAAGCAGGUUCAAGUUGAUGAACGACCAACAGCAGGAUAUUUCAGGAAGUGCAUUGCCUGCAAAGACCAGACUAGAAAUACACGUGAAGAUCCUAGAUUGAUUAAAUCAGCCGUCGGAUUGGCAUUGGGUACAGAUAAGGCUGAAAAUAAUCAACAAAAAUGCGGAAGCAAGACAGCGGUAUCGAAACUAAAAACGCCUUUUGUUAGAAAGUCCUCUUGUAUCGAUACUUUAGCUUCUCCAUUUAGUGUUGUUAAUGGAUGUAGAGACGCCGAUUUUCCAGAACAUUGGAGACUCAUGUCAGUUUAUCAACAGUCAUAUAGGAAUCCGUACAGACGAAAAAUUUAUCGUUGUUAAUUUGUAUAAGAUGAAUUAUGACAAAUUUUCUAUUUUAUUCUGUUAAAAAAAUGAGAAUCUUUAUGUUACGUGAAGUAUUUAAAAAUAUAUGUAAUAAAUUAAAAUGAAAAUUGAAAGUAAAAUUUAAACAUAUCAAUGUGGA